Molecule: messenger RNA, 5193 nt
Organism: Grus americana (Whooping crane)
Lineage: Eukaryota; Metazoa; Chordata; Aves; Gruiformes; Gruidae
Gene: FYB1
Product: FYN binding protein 1
Exons: 19
Coding region: 160-2694 (844 amino acids)
Biological process (GO): protein localization to plasma membrane; T cell receptor signaling pathway; integrin-mediated signaling pathway
Cellular component (GO): plasma membrane
Molecular function (GO): lipid binding; protein binding
Source: RefSeq, a predicted model, not a curated record
CCCUUGCUGAGAAGCAGAACUCCUCUUAGCAAACAGACGAGGCUGUUCAGGUGAUAAACCCGUGGAUUGUCUCAUUGAAGGAGGUAGUUUUUCUGCUUGUAUCAAAAUAUUGGAGAGCUUUGGGGAAUCCAGGAUGGCAAGGCAGAUGUGAAGUCACUCAUGGCGAAAUUUAACGCGGGUAACAGCUCCACAGAGGACGUUUCUGGUAACAAUCGACCCUUCAAAGUCCCAGGACAACCUAUCCAAACAGGAUUACAGUCAAGGAAAGCAGCACUUGAGAAAUUUGCAAGUCAAGGAAAUGCAACUUCUACUUCAGCACCCAGUACAUUUCACAAACCUCUUCAUCCUAAGCCUCCUCUGGGGGUCAAGCCGUCAACUGAUGAUAAAACAGAGAAGGAUCCAAAGCCUCCAUAUUUGAAACCAGUGGCACAAAGGUUUGGAGUUCAGCUUCAAGCAGCUAACAGAGAAAAUGAUGGAAAAGCUGGAUGCACUAAAUCACCCACAAAACCCAGUGACUUGGCAAAAGAAGAGCCAAAGCCUCUGUAUCCAAAACCUGCAGGGAACAAGUUUCUUAACUCUGCUCCUCAUGAGAAAGAAAAAAAUCCUCUGGGAACAAAACCAAAUCCAAAUUUUGCACCACAGGAGAAUGAGGUAAAACCAACAUUUUCAAAAGUAACUGGAGUUAAGGAAAAGUUCAUGUCUGCAACACAAGAAAAUGAGCCCAAACCUCCCUUCUCUAAACCACCUCUUGCACAGAAACCUUCUCUAAACCAGGAGGUCUCCCACAAUGAAGACACUUCUAAUAAAAAUGCUUUUCUGCAAAAAGGACUAUCAGGGCCUAGACCAAAUAUACACUCAUUUAAAGUAGCAAAGGAAAUGGAUGAAAAUAGUAACUCUGCUGCAGAAGCUGCAGGCAGUCAUUCUUCUAACAUGGCUCUGAAGCCCACUGGCCACUGGUCCAGCUCAUCUCAAGGCACUCCCAAAAACACGGAGGAAAAAACUGAAGAAAAAGGAAUGAGUGCUGCCAGGAACAUCUUUCUCAACAAAAUCAUCCAGGAAGAAUCAGGUUCUUCUCCUCCUAAGUUCCAUAAAAUGAAUACAGCACUUGCUGCAGGAAAGCCAUCAGGUGGAUUGCAAGAGAAAGAAGAUGGGGACAGGAACUCAGGAACACCCAAGAGGAAAGCCUUGCCCCCACUGUUCAAGCUGGGCCAGCCCCCGCAGAAGCCCAGCAGACCCCCCAGUGUGGACCUGGAAAGGUUCCAGAAGAACAGCCCAAAAGACAGCCCUAAAAAUGAAGGUUUGAAACAGAUAGCACCUCCCUCAGCAGCACUCUCCCCACCUGUACCUCCGCCACACUCUGCUACGCAGUUGCCACCUCCUCCACCAGUCUCUCACCCAUCCCUGCAGUCCCCAGCAGCUCCCAGCCUGCCUCCCAGAAACAUCAAGCCCAGCUCUGAAACAAUAAGUCCAGACAAUGAAGAAAAUUAUGACGACGUUGAAUUUGUUUCACAGGGUCAUGGAAAUACAGAGGGGGGCCAAGAAAGUGAUGGAGAGAUGUAUGAAGACAUAAAUGACAUCAGAUCAUCAAGGGGAAAAGAGAAGAAGCGGGACAAGGAAGAAAAGAAACGAAUGGACCAAGAGAAGAAAGAACAAAAAGAAAAAGAAAAGAAAGAGCAGGAACUAAGAAAGAAGUUCAAAUUAACAGGACCUAUCCAAGUCCUUCAUCAGGCACGAGUUUGUGUUGACCACAAGGGAGGGAAGAAUGAGCUGAGUGUCAAACAGGGUGAUGAGAUUGAAAUAAUCCGCCUCACAGACAACCCAGAAGGAAAGUGGCUGGGCAGGAUAAAAGGAUGUUAUGGAUAUAUUAAAACAACCAUGGUUGAGAUUGACUAUGAUUCUUUAAGAAGAAAGCAACAACCGUCUACCAGAGCUGCUGUGAAACAUUCAGAGAGUGACCAAGAAGUGUAUGAUGAUGUUGGAGAGCAGGAGAAUAUCAGCAGUGGUGGCCAAAGUGGAGCUGGACAGAUGUUCCCACUUCCUCCUUCGGAUCAAGAAAUUUAUGAUGGGAUUGAUGAUGAAGAUACUGUAACUAGGUCUGUAUCGCAGGAUGAAGAUAAGAAUGGUAUCUGGUCCUGGGGAAUCUUGAAGAGGCUAAAGGUCAAAGAUGACAAAAAGAAAAGUGUACGAGAAAAAACAACCAAAGUCAAUGGGGCAGAAGAUAAUGGAGAUUUGUUCAUGUCUCCUUCAAGAAAGCAGUUUGGAAAAGAUUGUGGAGACAAUGAUGUUUAUGAUGACGUAGAUUCUUCAGACUUCCCUCCUCCACCGCCUGAACUCAAUUCAUCAAAAUCAGCGAGCCUUGGAAAAUGUAAAUCAGAUGAAAAAGAUGCACAAAAGCUUAAAAAGAUGGAAAGAGAAGAGAAAGAGUUCAGAAAAAGGUUCAAAUUUGAAGGUGAAAUUAAAGUUCUUUACUCUACCACCACAAUCCGGGAUUUGCCCCAGAGAAGAUGGGGACCUAAAGACUUACAAGUUAAACCAGGGGAGUCUCUUGAAAUUAUAGAAAGUACAGAUGAUACCAAGGUCCUGUGCAGGAAUGAAGAAGGAAAAUAUGGCUAUGUUCAGAGAAGCAAUCUAGUUGAGAAUGAUGGAGAGAUUUACGAUGAUAUUGGUGAUGAUUGCAUCUAUGAUAAUGACUGAUGCAGAAUUCUACACAAGUAAGAGCUUCAUUGAAGAUCAAAAUCUAUUUUGGACUUCCUAACUGUGAAAGCAAGAGAAGUCACUAAAGCUGAUUGCAAAUUAAUUGGUUACACUCUUCUAAACAUACAAUUAGCCUUUUUUAGGAUUUCAGGGGUUUGUCAUCCCUUGCUUUGUAUGACUUUCAUGUUGCCAUUUAUCUGAGCAAUUAAAAUUCAGGGAGUAUGAGCUAAAGUUAAGGUUAUAAUUUUCCAUUUCCUUUUUACAUUUGUGACAGUUCAUGUAAAAAACAGUUCUUCAAUUAGCUAUACCCAGAGAGCCCAGUUAGGUCUAUACAGGGGACAGCAAACCCUUGGAACAGGUUUUACUCUGGCUCUGGUCUACUGAACACCAGCAACUGCCACUCUGGGGAGGAUAGCAUCCUGAAAAGAAAAGCUUCCUUUGGGGAUAACAUCCUGUUGUGAAAACAGGAAAUCAAAAGUGGGCAUCAGAGAAGACAAUUGCUGACCUGCCAUUCCAACUGCAAUGGUGUUAGCUACACUGACAUGUACAGCCAUGUACCAUUACUGAGGAAGUUUCUUUUUCUACAUUGUACUAAUGAUAGAAUAUUGUCUUCUAAAAUUCAUUUGACCAUUUUGUAAGUGCUUUUUAACUAAUAUUAAUAUUAAAAUAGUAACAAUGUUAUAUGUGUUACAUGGAGCACUCUGAGAUAUAAACCAUAGAAGAGUCUACUUUAUAGUAUCAUGUUGCUCAAAAUAUAUUCAAAACAUUUAGGUUAAGAUUUAAUUUCUGUUUAGUUUGAAGAUAUGUUGCUGUUGUCACUAUAGUAAUUUAGGCAUUAAAAUGGACCUAUAAACUGAUGAUAAAAUGGUUGGAAAUAGAUUAAAUACAUUAAAUACAUAUGCAUAUUUAUCAUACCAUUUUGAUAAUAUCUUUUUCUUCUAAGUACUAUAUUUCACACUAGACUUGGCUAAAUCAGAGUAUAGAAAUGAAACAUUUCCACGCUUAUCCAUUGUAGAAACAACAUUUAUUUCUAAACAUCAUUGGUGAUGCUGUUAUCUGCAUGAGCAAGUAGCAAAUCAAAGUAAAACGAAUGGAUGAAUCAUAAUAAUAAAUAUAAUUUUGCACUUAUAUAUCACAAUGCACCGGAAAUCAAAAGAUGUUCACAGUGAACUCACAAUAAAGAAGGUGCACAUGUGCAAAAAAUGGAAUAUGUAUUUGUAAUGUGUAAUGCUUUUGCUGUAGUGCAAGAUAGUCAAAAACCUGUAACAACCAAUCUGGCUGGAUCAGUGCAAGCAACGCCUCCUGACAAUCAAGUCUCCUAUAAUCCUUACGGGAAGUAAGGUACACUGUGCAAGCCAGUGCAAUGUAGCAAACUAGCAAGUUUAGCUUAUAAACAUAAAAAACUUUUGGCUCUGUUGAAGUCAGUGAGUUUUAGUCUUACCUUUAGCAGAGCUGAGAUUUUAUCUUACAAAAGUGCCUUUUAUUGAUGGUUCAAAAUACAGUAAAUCUCUAAGGAGGUAUAAUGCUAUGGGGAUAUCAAACAUAAAAUUAACUGUAGAGAUAAUAGCCUAUAAGCUAUUUUAUACUGUAUUUAAAAUCACUGAUAAUACACUGAAAAAGCUAUAUGCAAACUUGAGUUUCCUGUUCUAUAUUUGCUAUUCAACCAGCAUCCAGGGAUACAAAUACCGAUUUUAUGUGUAAGCACCAGCACCCAAAUUUAAAACAAGACCUUGUGAAGUACAAUUAAUGUGUCUGGCUCUUUGGCUAUGUCACUGCUGGUGGUUUAUUUUUCAGGGGCAUUCAAGAGGGUAUUUGCAUCAAAUUAGUGAUAUGCCAAAGAACUGAGAGGGAACACAGACAUUUAGAAAUACACAACCACGUGUCAGUUAACAAUAGGACAAAUAGUUUUGAAACACACAAUCACUUGUCAGGUCACAAUAGGAUAAAUAGUUUCACGCUUUACACAAUUAUCUCAAAAAGAGUUUGUGUUAAAUUCUAACAUAUAUGCCCAGUCUUGUUUUAGUUUUAACUGAUAGUAGAAUUUCAUGGUUUGCACUAAGACCAACAAAGGAAUUUUCCUUUUGAAUAUAGUUUAUCUUGUAUUAAAGGAUUUCAGUAGAACACAAACCUCUUCUGUCCCCCUUAAAAAGAAGUGAAUUUUAUUCUCUGUGAGAUUUUUCAGUCAUAUAUUUUUAAUAGCUUUUCCAUGUUCUUAGCCUUGAUGCGUGGUAGGUACUGUGUUUCCUUACUGAUUAUACUGACUGUAUUGGUUUUAUGAUACAUUAAAUCAUCAAAGGAAAUAAUCCUAAAAUACUUUAAGCUAAAAAUCUGUGCAUUGGUUGCACAGAUCAAAUAUAAUGUGAUUGUUACAGGGUGUUGAAAUGUAUUUAUAAGGUAUUACACACUGAAAAAUUACUGGUAUUGUGUAUUUUUUCAUUAUUUUACCAAUGUCAUUCACUGGAUGCAUUUUUUUUCUUUCUUCUGAAUAAAAGUGUGCUU